This is a messenger RNA of Nilaparvata lugens (brown planthopper), 4278 nucleotides long. RefSeq names its product general transcription factor 3C polypeptide 3. Lineage: Eukaryota; Metazoa; Arthropoda; Insecta; Hemiptera; Delphacidae. The transcript is spliced from 2 exons. Gene Ontology annotation, cellular component: transcription factor TFIIIC complex. The record is from RefSeq and is a predicted model, not a curated record. Gene Ontology annotation, biological process: transcription by RNA polymerase III. The coding region runs from base 309 to 2885 and encodes 858 amino acids. Gene Ontology annotation, molecular function: protein binding.
UAGAGUUCACUGGCUGUGAUUUGUGAUCUUUGAGGUUAGAAUUUUAGUCAGCCAAAUUAUUCAAUCGUAAAUUUAAAAUUGUAAAAAUUGUUUGUAAGUCCAGUUUCAAAUUAUAAAUAGUUCUAUAUAGAUGCGAUAUAUUACUCAUAAUAUAAUCAUAUUUUACUCGUUAUUACUGAAACCAAGGAGUUACUGACAUUUUUUCACAUGUUUAUCAAUUAUUGUACCUCAUCCUCCACUAGUUGGAGAAAGGUCUGAGUUCAUUUCCAAUUGUAGCAUUCGUGAACUCUCUCUCUCUCUCUCUCAUCAUGGACCCACAAACUAUCGAGGUCAUGGAUGAAGCAGACAACACUAAUAUGGACUAUAAAGAUGAGAGUGAUUUGGAUGUUGAUGAUGAUGAUGAUGACGAUGACGUGAGUACUGCUUUUUCGGAAGAACUGGGAGAUGUUGAGGGAAAAACAGUCGUGGGAAGAGGGGGUGUUGAGGAGGAGGGGGAGGAGAAAAUCAACAAACAAGAAUAUAUAACGAACUUUUUGGAAGGGAAGCUGAGUUUUGAUGAGUAUGCAGCAAAAAUGGUGAAGCUGAAUGAUGAGUGUGUUUCGAGUAAAAGUAGUGACAUUUUAAAUGUGAGUGAGAUGCAGGGAACUUCAGUUGAUGAGUCUGUGACAAGUGAGGAGUUGGGAAAAGUUUCACUGUUGAAGAAGCCGAAACAACGACACGUCCGUCAGAAUCUCCCUCCUGCGCUCAAGGGUCUAAUGGGGGAGGCGAACCUCAGGUACGCCCGGGGUGACAAGGAUAUGGCGGUGAAGAUUUGUGUGGAGAUAAUCCGGCAAGUUCCGACAGCUCCUGAACCCUACCAAACACUGGCUGGUUUGUACGAAGAGUCAGGAUUGGUGGAGAAGUCGCUGCAGAUGGCGAUGAUCGCUGCGCAUCUCAGUCCCGGCGACCCGGACCAGUGGGUGCGGUUGGCAGAACUGUGCCAGGAGCAGGGCAACCCAAAGCAGGCUGUCAGGUGCUAUACGAAAGCCAUCCAAGCCGACAAGAAAAACUGCGAUGUGUAUUUCAAGCGGGCUGAACUGCUCAACGAACUGGGCCACAAACAUCUUGCUCUGAAAGGGCUCUCGAAGCUGUUGACUAUUCUGGAUCACACUCAGGGCGACCAGAUACUGCACCUGUCAAAAAUGCUCGCCGAAAAGUAUCACGAGGAAAAAGAUCUUCUAAAAACGAAAGAGACGUUGAAAGCAGUGUUUGACAAGUGUCCCAAGCUGGUCACCUCAGAACAUAUUAAUUUGUUGCUUGAGGUACAGUUAGCUCUCGGUGAAUACUCGGACUGUUUGUCGUUGAUGAUCUCUUUCUGUAACGUGGAAGCCGAACUAGUCACUGAUGACAGCGACCAGUACGUUGUUGCGGUCUGUACUGCACCUUCCAACAUGGCGAUCGAUCUCCGGGUCAAGCUCAUCAUCACUCUAAUUCACAUGAAAUCAUUGCCACCAGUCUACAAAUUCCUGAAUGAUUUCCUAGAAACUAAUCCCGAAGAGUUGGGGGAUCUCUAUUUGGAUAUUGCCGAAGCGCUAAUGAUGGAGAACUAUCACAGUGAUGCAUUGAAACUUUUGCAACCAUUGAUCUCGAGUGCUAACUACAGUUUGCCGGGAGUGUGGUUGAAGUAUGCCGAGUGUUUGAAGAAGGUUAAUCGUUUGAAAGAGUCAGUGGAUGCAUAUAUGUUUGUGAUAGAACAGGCGCCUCAACAUCAUGACGCCAGGCUUGUCGUUGCCGAUUUACUCAGACAGCUGGGCCGUGGCGAUGAAGCUAUCGUUGUGUUGACACAGGACGAAAAAAAUGAAUCACUGAACGCUGGUUUACUGUAUGAGAGGUGUCUACUAUUGUCCGAUCGUUUAGAACAUAGAGACGAGUUUCUUGUGAUCUGUCAGCUGUUUUUCUCGAGACACUUCACCCAGAUACGCACACACGAAGAGUUGAGAGCGCUGUCUCUAUUCAGCCGAGUGUCGAAGAAACGGGCAGCCAUCAAGGAGAUCCGACUAACGCAGGGCUUGGACGUCGAAGAUGAACGACCUGCUUUCAUGGAGACCUCGCGACUGCCGACUGUUGAAGAGGAGUGGCAACUGUUCAAAAAGCUUGUAUAUAUCUGUUUCGAAGAGAAGAGAUACGCCCUACUACAACGGAUCACGUUUUCAGCACAAGGCUCUGAACGUUUCUCAAUACCCUACUCAAAACAGUUGGAUAUCUACUGUUUGAUUGCAAGUUUCUACAAUAAAGAAUCAAACCUUGCUUACAACUUCAUACGUAACAUGGUGAUCAAAAAUAUAGACUGUGUUAGGUUGUGGAACUUUUUCAACAUUCAUGUUAUACGAGGUGACCAUUGUCGUCAUAAUAAAUUCAUAAUGAGGCUGCUAGCGCGACGACAAAACCAUACGAUUCUGUCGCUGCUGCACGCCAACAACUGCCUUGUGUCGGGCACAUACAAGUACGCCCUCAACGAGUACACGGCCACGUUCAAACGGGACCCUACUCCUAUGUUGGCAUUCCUUGUAGGUGUCACACUGUGCCAGAUGGCUUGUCAGAAGUUUUCGGCCAAAAAGCACUCGCUAGUGACACAGGUGAUUGCGUUUUUCGCCGAAUACAACAAGCUGAGAGGCAAGGAGAGUGCACAAGAGUUUCACUACAACUUGGGACGCGUGCAUCAUCAGCUGGGACUGUUGUCAACUGCUGUCUUCCAUUACAAAGAGGCGCUGGCGAGUGAGCCUGUCCUGGACAGCCCCAUGUUAGACUUGAAACAGGAGAUCGCCUAUAAUUUGCAUCUCAUUUAUCGUAGCUCCGGUGCUCAUGAUGUAGCGCGUAUGUAUUUGGAGAAGUAUGUGGUUGUGUAGGUACAUAAAUGCAAAAUUUAUGCAAAUCUAUUUGGAACAGUAUGCAGUUGUUUAUGUUAAGUUAAGAUCGAUGCUCCUUGUCUAUAUACAAAGUUAUGAUUAUUUUUUAAUUAAUAGAGAAAUAAUUUCAUAGUACCCUUUUUCAAAACAUUUUAUAUAAACACUCUUAUAAAACACAAUAACAAGCUUGAAAAUGCUACUUUUGGCUUGAAAACCGAAACUAGUUGUGUUUUGUUUAAGUUUUCAUAUAAAAAAGUAUUGAAAAAAGUGGUACCUACUAUGCAAUUAUUUCUUUAUUAAUUAACAAUUCAAGUAGCCCCAUUGGAAUACUUUAUUAUAUUUUAUUUUUAUGUCUUGUCUGUAUUCUAUCUUGGAUAAAUGGAAAGACUGUAUCCAAAAAAGGAAAAGUAGGUAAUUACUGGAAACAGGUUGUGUUGAAGUGAAGGAAAUGAUAUAGUGUAUAAAUAGAUUGAUUAAAACACUUCAUUCACAUGGGCUACUUUCUAAAUUAAUAAAACAUUAUAAAAAUCUUGAAGCACCCUUUAUUUUAAAGGGUUGAACUAUUUUAAAGUUUUUUUUAAAUAAAGGGUGCUUCAAUAUUUUUAUAUUGUUUUAUUAAAUAGAUUGAUGUAUAUAUAAAUGGACUCAUGUAUAUCUAGAGAAAUGUUGAAAUGUUUACUAAUAACUUUCUGUGAAAUGAUGAAGGUGAUACAUCUAUGAUAUCACCAUGGUAUGGUAAACAUCAAUAUUAGAUAAAAUGGACACUUAAAACUGGCUAAAAGAACUAGACCACGCUCUUUUAUUAUUAUUGUUUCAUUGUUAUUUUAAUGAAUGAAUGCUUCCGACUAGUUUAAGACAUUUCAUUAAUACGUCCUCCAAGGAGGCGAUAUAACUAAUUAACUAAUUGUCAGUUCGCUAUGGCAGGCAGAACUUCUAGAUGUUUUAACAUCAGACAUUGAUAUUAGUUAUGACCAAUAAAAGUUUGAUCUCCAAUCGUUCGAGACGUUAAUCAAAGAUGGGAAUGUGAGAAUGUGACUGAUCUUUGUGCUGACAGACAUUUCUGAAUAAAAUAAAUGAACUUGAGAGACUGAGCUCCUUUUGAAUGUUGUGAUAUAUAUUCUUACGUAAUAAAACAAAGAUUUUUAUGUAUUUACACUAAUUUAUUACAAGUGUUCUUAUAAAUGUUCCUUAGUGAAGUCGAGUUGUGAUGUUCUAGAAGCGUUUUUUCUUUAGUUUUUGUUUAUCAUCAACACAUGAAUCCUCCAUAUUUUGUGCCUAUGAGUUGCAAAAAAUACAUAAGUAAAACAUUUCUAUAAUAAUACACAGUUGGAGACUUGUAAAAGUACCCAUAUAAGAAUGUUAUGAAAAGUCGAAUAAAGACACCUAAAUAUGA